Amyelois transitella is the source of this 3802-nucleotide messenger RNA. It is a transcript of the gene eRF3, whose product is annotated as eukaryotic peptide chain release factor GTP-binding subunit ERF3A. The coding region runs from base 201 to 2015 and encodes 604 amino acids. NCBI's taxonomy places the organism in Eukaryota, Metazoa, Arthropoda, Insecta, Lepidoptera, Pyralidae. Gene Ontology annotation, biological process: nuclear-transcribed mRNA catabolic process, deadenylation-dependent decay; translation; translational termination. Gene Ontology annotation, cellular component: translation release factor complex. The transcript is spliced from 12 exons. Gene Ontology annotation, molecular function: translation release factor activity; GTPase activity; GTP binding. The record is from RefSeq and is a predicted model, not a curated record.
UUAUUUUGUUUAGUACCUUCAUUAGCUUUAAAUUUAUUUAAAGGUUAUUGUUACCAUUUCAACUCUUUUGGCAAAUUGCCAUGAACUUCCGGUGUAGGAUAAAGACACACGCGGAUUUAUCGAGAAAAGAACGCGAUUAAAAUAAAAAAUAUUGGGAAAGGGACACUUGUCUGAUAACUUUACAUUGUCAGUUUUUUAAAAUGUCCAAUAACGGUGCUCCAGACUCCUGGGAAAGUCAAGCAGACCUAAUAGGUGAACAAGGUGCAAAGGAUCCCAAUGAUGUGUCCACCAAAUUUUCCACGUUGAAUGUAAAUGCUGUGGAAUUCGUUCCUUCGUUUUGUAAACCUUCUCAGGGUAGCGAUAAUACUGAUUCUGACUCCCCUACUACACCACAAAAAUCUGAAAGUCCGUCUACUAAUUCUGCGGCAAGUCCUGUUUUGAAUGGUUGCGGCGACGGCGGCGGCGAGAGCGGAGACAACGGGGCCGCGUCGGCGUCCCCGCGUGUGGAGGAGCCUCCGCCCGUGCCCGCCGUGGCGGCCGCGGCGCCCCCUGUCCCGCCCGACGUGUCCCCCACGGCCGACAGCUGGGAGGCGGAAGCCGACGACGCUCUACUUACCCCUGAGGAAAGCAAUGAACCAGACGAGGAAGAGGUUGAUCAACAGGAGGAUGGUGAGACGGCGAAAAAGAUUCCGAAGAAAAAACCUCCCCGAGUGGAGGAUACGAGGAGCAAGAAAGAGCAUGUAAAUGUUGUAUUUAUUGGACAUGUCGAUGCUGGAAAGUCUACAAUUGGUGGUCAAAUAAUGUCGUUGACUGGAAUGGUGGACAAGAGAACAUUAGAGAAAUACGAGAGAGAGGCGCGUGAGAAAUCCAGGGAGUCUUGGUACUUAUCGUGGGCCCUCGACACUAACCAAGAAGAACGUGAUAAGGGUAAAACUGUAGAAGUGGGGAGAGCAUACUUCGAGACUGAGAAGAAGCAUUUCACAAUUCUUGAUGCACCAGGUCACAAGAGUUUUGUACCGAACAUGAUAGGUGGCGCGGCGCAGGCUGACCUUGCAGUAUUGGUAAUAUCUGCGCGUAAAGGUGAAUUCGAAACGGGAUUCGACAGAGGGGGGCAAACUCGUGAGCACGCUAUGUUGGCCAAGACUGCGGGCGUGAAACACUUGGUCGCGCUUGUCAACAAAAUGGACGACCCCACCGUCAACUGGGAUGAAAAGAGAUACAAUGAAUGUCGUGACAAAAUUAUGCCAUACCUCAAAAAGUUAGGAUUCAAUCCGGCCAAGGACCUUUCCUUCUUACCCGUGUCUGGACAAACUGGUCAAGGCUUAUUGGAAAGAGUGUCUGAAGAAAUCUGUCCAUGGUACAGAGGGCCCUCAUUUAUCCAGCUUAUUGACGAAUUGCCAUCACUCAACCGCAAAAUGGAUGGGCCAUUUAUCAUGCCAGUCGUAGACAAGUAUAAGGAUAUGGGCACGGUUCUAAUGGGAAAAGUCGAGGCAGGAACUACGCGGAAGGGAGCUAUCUUAUUCCUUAUGCCUAACAGAGCACAAGUAAACGUCGACCAGUUAUGGUCGGACGACAUAGAAGUGACUUCUAUUGGACCUGGUGAGAAUGUCAAGGUGAAACUCAAAGGAAUUGAAGAGGAGGAUGUGUCACCUGGAUUUGUUUUAUGCGACGUUACAGAACCUAUCACUACAGGCAGAAUUUUCGAUGCUCAAGUUGUGAUUUUAGAGCACAAAUCGAUCAUCUGCGCAGGUUACUCGGCUGUCAUGCACAUACAUUGUGCGGCUGAGGAAGUAACUGUUAAGGCACUUAUUUGUUUGGUGGACAAGAAGACUGGUGAGAAGUCGAAGACGAGACCGCGUUUCGUAAAACAGGACCAAGUGGCGAUCAUGAGGAUAGAGUGUGCGGGCGUCAUCUGUUUGGAGCCCUUCAAGAAGUUCGCCCAAAUGGGCAGGUUUACACUUAGAGAUGAGAAUAAAACUAUUGCUAUUGGAAAAGUACUAAAAGUGAUUGAGUAAAUUUGGCACUACGAUUUGUAAUUUAGCUAGGAUAGGUCUUUCCAAACCUAUAUCAACAGAGAGUGCAUGUAAUAUGUAAUAAUUCUGAUUUUUGGGAUCUGUAUCAUGAGAAAGCUCGAGUGUAUGCUUCAUCAUUUCUAAAUGAGAAAAAUAUAUUUUGCAGUUUAAUAUUAAUAGAACAGCUAGUCCCGAUAUUGGGAAAAUAUUUUUACAGCUACUGCCAUUUAAUAAAUGUUGGGCUCUACACGUAACGCUUGUCAUAUUCGCUUACAUUCACUCUCGUUAACAAGUCGUACGAUUUAUGCGGCGUUUUUAUACUAUAAAACAUUACUUUUGUAUAUAUUUCUUUAAUUUUUAAAACUAAAGGUUUAGCCCUUGUCGCUCGGAUACAUUAUAAUAACUGAUUGUCCACGAAUGUGAUUAUUAUGAUAAAUGAACUAUAAUUUUUAUCAGUUGCAAAGUUCUUAUAAGAUAUGGCACGACGCGGCAACCAUUUAAAUUCUUUUAUCUAAGUACAUAUAUCAUUAAUUUUUCAUAAGCGAUUGGUAAGCUUUGCGUAGUGCCCAACGACUACAUGUGAAGAGAUAAUGUUAUUGCAUUCAAUAACUAAGCUUAUGAAGUCAUGUUCGGGUCCUCGUUUCUAGUGUCAUGGUAACCCCUGCUAUAUUUAGUAAAGUGGUGUUUGAGGGAUAUGGCUCUCAAGUAAUCGUUAUGAGUAUUAUCUAUGCAGAUGCUACGGUUCUCUGGCGGCUUCGUUAAAAGCUCUACAUUGCUAAUCAAUCUUAUUGCGACGAUACGCGAUGCGAUCAAGUUAUUUUGUAUGGAAAUCUAAUGCGCCUACAUAUACGUGGCGAUGUGAAAUAUUAAAACUUGUUGGCAAAGCGUCGCAAGUGCGGCCAGAGCCUUAAAUAAUCCACUGCGUCGGUGAUAGUUCUAACGACAUAGAUACUUAUGUUUAUAUAUUUUCACAUUAUAAUCUUAACGGUUGAAAAACUGUUUCCUAUUUUAAAUGCAAAAUUAUGUUUUUUAAAUAGUUUGCUAUAUAAUACACGUAUUUACAAAUAUGUUUGUACUGCAGUUAAUUACUGAAGUAACUUUAUUUAUGUAGAAAGUAGCCGCUGACGUAUCUGUUUUAAUACUAAUUAUUAUAUUAUCUGCAAUACGUUUUUCUAUUCAGUUAUGAUUAGAUUAUAAUUUAUUUCAUAGUCAUCGAUUUGAAAACGAAAAGGUGUUUCCCUGUCAGAUUACUAUUUUAAAUAAAAAGACAUUGAUAACGAACGGGAACACUUUAUCGUCGACCACAAAUAUGUACUCAUUAAUUAAACUUCUGUCUUUUGAGAGGGCAUGUUUCGCGUCGAGUGGUUAGCGCGUUAGUUCGUCGAGUGGUUAGCGAGUUUUUAUAGUAAGAACAUUGAGAGUACUUAUGGAAAGUUAUGAAGAAAUAUGUAAAGGUGGUUCGUAUCAGAAAGUUCUUAUAACUUCGGCUCAACCUCCGAAUUGUUAUAGUAAAUGUAUAUUAUGGAUUUAUAAAUUUUCAGCUUUUUUAAUAUAAUCAGAUUUACGUCUAGGGGCGAUUGUAUAUUAUUAUCAAUAUUUUGUGUAUAUCAGUGGACAAAAGGCGAGGCGCGCGCGUUGCCCCGGCUCGAUCCACGUCGUGCUAUAGUUUACGCUCGCUUGGACAGUAGGAGGAUAGUGCCUUGUUGCCGCGGGGCGCGCCUGAUACCGAGCGAGCUUGCAGGCUGCAAUUAUUAUAUUUUGUUUAAAAUAAAAUAAAAUUUUAUUAAUAA